Molecule: messenger RNA, 1382 nt
Organism: Alosa sapidissima (American shad)
Lineage: Eukaryota; Metazoa; Chordata; Actinopteri; Clupeiformes; Clupeidae
Product: V-type proton ATPase subunit e 1-like
Exons: 3
Coding region: 141-386 (81 amino acids)
Biological process (GO): proton transmembrane transport
Cellular component (GO): proton-transporting V-type ATPase, V0 domain
Molecular function (GO): proton-transporting ATPase activity, rotational mechanism
Source: RefSeq, a predicted model, not a curated record
AGUAGGACCAUAGAGCCUUCUAAGUCAUGUGACCGCUGUUCCUGAUGUGUUCCAGAGUACGUAGUAAAAGUUGACUGUAGCUAAAGUUAGGUUACUUUACCGGCAGAUUACCCAGAAAGUGAUUGUAUUCGCUGAAAACCAUGGCAGAACACAAUUUAGCCAUUCCUAUGGCUGUUGUAACGCUGUUUUGGGGUUUCGUUGGAGGAGUUGUACCGUGGUUUAUUCCUAAAGGACCUAACCGUGGGGUCAUCAUUACAAUGUUAAUACUGACAGCUGUCUGCUGCUACUUGUUUUGGCUGAUAGCAAUCCUGGCACAGCUGAAUCCUCUGUUUGGGCCGGCCUUGAGCAAUGACACCAUUUGGUAUCUGCAGUAUCACUGGCCUUAAAGCACAAUUCACCACACCACAGAAACAAAAUAUUUUCUCUGCAUUUCACCAUUGAGGACCAUGAGGACCAAAACAACAUAUCUACUCUUUGUCACUCUCAGACAAAUUUGAGCUCGGAACCUGAUUCAUCUUGCCAUCAUUUUCUUCAGAUACUUUGUGAAGGCUCUUCAAUUCUAUGGGUUGAUGAAUUGGAAAGGGGACAGAGGCAAUACUCUCAGCUCACAGUUCUCUCUCACAGCGCUCUCUCUCUCUCUCUCUCUCUCUCUCUCUCUCUCUCUCUCUCUCUCUCUCUCUCUCUCUCUCUCUCUCUCUCUCUCCCUCUACUUUAAAUUCAAUAUGUUUUCCCACUAUUCUGUAUGAAAUACUUGUGCCACUAGACAGACAGAAGAGGUGAAAGUGCAAGUUUCUUGUCUGUACAAAGCAUCAUUCAGCCUCGCUUUUUGUUUAGGGUUUGUGUUUCUGCUGAGUAACUCCCUAUUUAGUGAAAAGGUUGGCACAAGGCCCUGGAACGCGGGCGGAUUCUAAGCAGCGGGUGCAUUGCAGACUCCUCAAGAUUGCCCAGAGCCUUGGACAGGGGCCUGAGCUGACAGUCUUGGAACUUCCCAUCAAAGUAGCCCAAGCCCCCACCUCACUUCUAUUCUUGAAGCCUUGACAAGAACUCUGAGGGUUCUUUCUAAACCUUCAGGUUGCAGAAACUCUGACCCUAAAUUCUUGCUCUAAAUAAGUAUUGCCCCCACAUUGUUUAUUACACUUGUUAUUUGUGUGCCUUUUGAUCUGCUAAGGUAUGUCUGUCUAAUUAUGGAAAUUAAUGAUUGCGUAUUUUACCUUAAUGCCACGAUUUAACAGCACAAUUUACUGAUUUUGUAAUUAAGAUUGAUUAAUGUUGUUAUACACAUUUUCGAUACUCAUUACCGUCAUCAUAGAGCAUGUAAUUUAUAGGUUAUUCUAGAUUGCCAAAUAAUUACAAGUGCAUCCUGAAUUAAAUGUCUGAUUGUA